Messenger RNA from Hyaloperonospora brassicae, 1806 nucleotides. The record is from the annotation of a GenBank genome assembly. Lineage: Eukaryota; Oomycota; Peronosporomycetes; Peronosporales; Peronosporaceae.
AUGGCAGACGCGGUGCUGCUGUUGCUGAUGCUGUUCGUCGUGGUCGUCGUGUCGUUCGUGCUCGACCGGUACUCGUGCAACCUGGUGUCGCAAAGCGGCUUUGCCAUGGUCUUUGGCCUUGUCGUAGGGCUCGUGAUGGUCAUGGGGGACAAACACGUAGCGCUGCAUACGCACCUAAAUCUGGACAACAGCCUCUUUUUUAGUGUGCUAUUGCCGCCCAUUAUCUACGAAGGCGGCUUUUCGAUCAAGCGGCAAGCGUUCUUUCGCAACUUCCCAGCUAUCAUGGGCACGGCCGUCAUUGGCACCGUCGUCGCUGCGACCAUCACAGGCGGUAUCCUCUACCUUGCUGGAAAGCUCAAGAUGGUGAUGCGACUUUCGUGGGUCGAAGCGCUGCUGUUCGGGACGCUCAUCAACGCCGUGGACCCAGUAGCUACGUUGUCGUGCUUCAAUCGACUACGCGUGCCGCCGCUGCUGUUCAACCUCGUGUUUGGAGAGAGCGUGAUCAACAAUGCCGUGGUCAUUGCCUUGUACCAGACGCUGCAGAAAUGGGACGUUGGCACUGACUUGAGCUGGAACCAGUUGAUGCUCGUCGCUCUCAACACAAGUGGCAUGUUUGUCGGGUCGCUCCUUGUGAGUGCAACGAUCACACUGAGCGGUGCCUUCUUGCUCAAGCGCCAGGUCUUCGCCACGCUGCACUUCUUCCCGAGCUACGAGAUCUCGCUGUGCUUGAUCUUUAGCCUGCUCACGUACUAUGUAGCUGACAGUCUGAACUUGAGCGGCAUUGUCGCGCUGUUUUUCUCCGGAACCAUGACCGCUCACUACCACUUCAACGCGCUGUCACGCGAAGCGCGGCAUGCGUUCACUCACUUGCUGCACACGUUGUCGUUUGUGUGCGAAAACAUCGUGUACGUGUUCAUGGGCACGUCCGUGAUCCUGAUCUUCUCGGGCCACCCAAAGCGGGGUUCCGGCGGUGCACUGCGCGUGGACGACGUGGACUGGCGCUUCAUCGCGCUCACACUCGUCGCCUGCGUCGUGGCCCGUUUGUUCAACAUCUUCCCACUCCUGCGACUGUCGAACUGCUCUCGGGACUCGUCGGACCGGAUUCCCGUGAAACACAUGGGCGUGAUGUGGUUCGUCGCGCUUCGUGGGUCCAUUGCGUUUGCCCUCGCAAAGAACUGGAAGUACAUUGGGCUUCACGGCUCGCACCGUCGGCUCGUGGAAUCCACGACGCUCGUCGUCGUGCUCUUUACGACGAUCGUAAUUGGCGGCGUGACGGGCCCCAUUCUCUCCAAGUUGCGCCUCACGGAUCACCACAGCGAACUGAGGCAGUCAGAGCCUGGCCAGGACUCGAGCGGUGACGGCGAGCAGGCACGCGCGCUGCAACGCAGUACGCGCCACUUUGCGCUUCGUCGGCACUCGAGGAUCGCAGAUCCGCACGAGCCACAGACGUCUGCAGACGAGGCGAUGGGCGAGCAGGCGGUCACUGUGGACCCGUACCCAGUGCUCACGUCCCGACCGCAGUUUCGGGACGAGGACUACAGCGACGACGAGGAGCGACGAGAGCCCCAUGUCGAUGCACUGGGCGCGCCGCGACGCGAGACGUUCACCGGCACGUUCAUCCGCAAGUGGCUCGCGUUCGAUGCAGUCUACAUGCAGCCGGUCUUCGGAGGCCUCGAGACCAUCUCGGGCACGAGGCUGCGCGCCACGCACGAGACCGUAUCAGAUCGUUGUCGUCGUCGUCCGUCUCUUGACCAGGAAGACGGCGAGCUGGACACAGAAUCUGAUCGGGCGGUAAGACAGGUGUAA